This is a messenger RNA of Myotis davidii, 1429 nucleotides long. RefSeq names its product PRAME family member 9/15-like. NCBI's taxonomy places the organism in Eukaryota, Metazoa, Chordata, Mammalia, Chiroptera, Vespertilionidae. Gene Ontology annotation, cellular component: cytoplasm. The transcript has 2 exons. Bases 1 to 1065 code for a protein of 354 amino acids. The record is from RefSeq and is a predicted model, not a curated record.
AUGAGCAUCCCGACCCCACUCACACUCCUGCGGCUGGCAGGAAGGAGCCUGCUGAGGGACCAGGCCUCAGCCAUCGCAGCUCUGGAGUACCUGCCCGCAGAGCUCUUCCCCCAGUUCUUCACUCAGGCCUACUGUAGGAGAAUCCCGGAGCCCCUGAAGGCGGUGGUGCACGCCUGGCCCUUCGCCGUCCUCCCUCUGGGCUGCCUGUCACAUCUGUCCCUGGAUGAGGUCUUCAAAGCCGUGUUGGAUGGGCUAGACGUUUUGCUGGCCCAGGAGGUUCGGCCCAGGAGGUGGAAACUGCGGGUGCUGGAUUUAAGGAACACGGGAGCCAACUUCUGGAGAAUGUGGUGUGAAGACAGCACCCAGAAGUGCUCACGGACAGGACCAGUGGCUGUGCACAGCUCCAGCCCCAACAUGGAGCACCCCUUGGCUCCCUUGGAGAUGUUCCUAGACCUUAACUUCAAUGAAAGGGACAGGGAUAAGUUUUUCAUGUACAUCAUCCAAUGGGCCCGGCAGAGAAAAGGGUUGGCACACCUGUGCUGCAAGUCACUGAGGUUUUUUGAUGUGCCCUUUGAGAGGGCCAGGAUGGUCCUGGAUGCGGUGCAGCUGGACUGCUCCAGGAGGCAGCUGAAGUCCCUGCAUCUGUUUGGCCUCAGGCUUGCGGAUUUCAGUCUUGAGUCCCUCCUAGCUCUGCUGGAGGCAGUGGCACCCACCCUCGAGGACUUGGGCCUGGAUCACUGUGGGAUGGCGGAUUCCCACGUCGAGGCCAUCCUGCCUGUCCUGAGCCGCUGUCGCCAGCUCAGGGAAUUCACCAUGUCUGAGAACAACUUUUCCGUGGCCACCGUGGAGAAGCUGCUGCGCCACACAGCCGGGCUGCACAGCUUAGAGAUCGAGCUGUACCCCGUCCCCCUGGAGUGUUACAGGACCCAAGGGACUGUCAACCAGGAGAGACUUGCCCUGAUCCAGGCUGAGCUGACAGGGACCCUGAGGGAGUUAGGACAGCCCAGGAGCAUCCUGCUUGCCACCAAGCACUGUAGUGAAUUUUAUGACGUGGCAUUUUCAUGACAUGGAGCCCGUGAUGUGCCCCUGUAGUGACCCUGCUCAGGGGGUGCACCCAGCAAAGGCUUCUUUCUGGGCCUUUGGAAGCUGAAACCUCGGACCAGGGUGCGUUAUGCAGGGGGCACCCGCGUUUCAGGUUCAUGCUCAGCUUGAAUGGGGAAAGGGAGGGACCAAGCCCGGGAACAGGAUUGCAGGGGCCAAGGUUGGGGCGUUCAUGGGACCUCAGGGGGCAAGUGUCCUAGAAUCAGAAAUAUGAAUCUGAUUUGCAUGGGGAAGGGGGAGGGGUAUUUGGCCUCCAGCUGCAUGUGUGGGAGUUAAUCCUGAGGUAGAUGAUUGUAAAGGAAUGAUCAGAAAUAAAGACAAUUUCAAA